Molecule: messenger RNA, 3319 nt
Organism: Myotis lucifugus (little brown bat)
Lineage: Eukaryota; Metazoa; Chordata; Mammalia; Chiroptera; Vespertilionidae
Gene: GDNF
Product: glial cell derived neurotrophic factor
Exons: 4
Coding region: 155-1246 (363 amino acids)
Biological process (GO): negative regulation of neuron apoptotic process; positive regulation of branching involved in ureteric bud morphogenesis; peripheral nervous system development
Molecular function (GO): glial cell-derived neurotrophic factor receptor binding; growth factor activity; receptor tyrosine kinase binding
Source: RefSeq, a predicted model, not a curated record
UCGUCGCGCCCCUGACCUGUGGGGCGGGGCUCCGCGCUCCUGCCCGCGGCCCGGAUGGGUGUACUGGCUGGGACUUGGGGCUCCUGGAGUUAAUGUCCAACCGGGGGUCUGCGGAGACCGGAUCCGAGGUGCCGCCGCCGGCCGGGACUCCAGGAUGAAGUUAUGGGAUGUCGUGGCUGUCUGCCUGGCGCUGCUCCACACCGCGUCCGCCUUCCCGCUGCCCGCCGGUAAGAGGCCUCCCGAGGCGCCCGCCGAAGACCGCUCCCCCGGCCGCCGCGCGCCCUUCGCGCUGAGCAGUGACUCCAAUAUGCCAGAGGAUUAUCCCGACCAGUUUGACGACGUCAUGGAUUUUAUUCAGGCCACCAUUAAAAGACUGAAAAGGUCCCCGGACAAACAAAUGGCCGUGCUGCCUAGAAGGGAGCGUAAUCGGCAGGCCGCCGCCGCCGCCCACCCAGAGAACCCCAGAGGGAAGGGCCGGCGGGGCCCGAGGGGCAAAAACCGGGGUUGCGUCCUAACCUCCAUCCACCUGAAUGUCACGGACUUGGGUCUGGGCUACGAAACCAAGGAGGAACUGAUCUUCCGGUACUGCAGCGGCUCCUGUGAGGCCGCCGAGACGAUGUACGACAAAAUAUUAAAGAACUUGUCCAGAAGCAGGAGGCUGGAAGCAUUCCGCGAAAAGGUGUGGAUGUAUCUGACUCCGGCUCCAGAGACGGCUGUGUAUUGCAUUCCUGCUGCGGUGCAAAGAAAGGGACCAAGGUUCCCAGGAAAUGUUUGCCCGGAAUGGAAGAUGAGGACCAAGCUGGAGGAGGAGGAGGAGGAGGAGGAGAGCCAUGUGGGAGCCUGGGACAGAGAGAUCCAGCUACACAGACCUGGACAGGAGAGAGGAAACAGCAUCUGGAUUCUCCCGGACAACAGCCGAUGCCACCAGAAGCCCAGGGCUGGUGUCCCUGGGGGAGGGGUUGCCAUGGUUUCAUCUGAUGCAGCCCGCUGGCACCAGCCCACCAGUCCACCAGUCACGGGCACAGUUGCGGAUGCACUUGAAACUAAACCAGUGUGUCUCCUGUGGUUUGUUUUCACACAUCUGGAGACACCGGGGAAACGGAAUCCUGGUGUCAUUCCUUGUCAUUACGUUUUACUGCUGAAAGCAGGGAAGGUUUAUUUUUCUGUCACUCAGUGGAGACAUACCCCGGAAAGGAGGGGGGUGGCGGGGAAGCAAAGACACAGAGACAGUAACCUUUGCAUCUGAAAGUUGAGGCCUGAGGUUUACUACCACCAGCGUAUAGGGAACGGCUGGCUGGUGAUUCAUUUUGAACUUGGUGUGUGGGGUGGGAAGAAGUUGGCUAGGAACCAAAAAGGCUGUCCUCAAGACUAAAAACCAACCUGAAAGUGUUUCCUUUAAGGCCUUGGAAACAGGAAACCGGUUGCGGUUCUCGGCAGCAUUCUUGCAGGAGAGCGAGCGGGGAGGCCUCCGCCUCCCAGGGGCAGGGAAACCCCGCGGCUGUCGGUUUACAGAGAGACGCGUUACAUACACCCCAGCUCCGGCUGUGCGUGGUCACCAGUGACCAGAGAAGCUACUCGAUGCAAUGCAUCUGUUUCAGAUACGGAAAAUAGAAGAUAUUUAUUGAGAUUUAAGUUAUUGUUAUUUAUUACCGUUCACUAAUGAGUUUCUCUUUCGUCCCUUAUUUAUUAAAGUUUCUUUUCAAAGGUGCCAAAGUAUAUGUGCUCGCAAAAUGCAAAGAAGGGUGACAAAGAAAAGUUUAAUUGGGAACAAAGGGUCCAUGCUUUUCAAAGUAUUAACACAUUUGUCGCUAGGCAAAAAUCACUUACUUUACCUUUUUAAGAAAAGCCCUCAUUCACUUCCCCAGAUUUCAGCAUCUUCCCUGUUUUUCUUUCUUUCUUUUCUUUCCUUUUUUUUUCCUUUUACGAAAGAAAUGUGUCCGAAGGAGCAUGUCUGGCAGGGUCCCGGAGAGGCGCGUGCAGAGACCCUUGGCACUUGGUUUUAUGUCUUCGUUGCUCCAGCUCUGAGCAGAAUGCCAUGUGCUGCAUGGAUUUAAGCUCUUAUUCCCCCCACAUAUACCUACCUAUGACAUGCAUAACCCUAUAAAUGAAAGGUUAAGUCCCUUUUAGUGGGCAGUUCUGGCUCCAACGUUGACCUAAAAGUAAAAUCCUGCCAGGUUGCCAGGGUUCCACUCUGAACGGAAACUCUUCCUCCAUCCUUCCCACUGUUCUGAGAGCGUGCAGGUGCCCAGCGCGGCCGAGGAGCGCACUGCUGGCCUUCCAGAACGGGGGUCUGCGGGUCGCCAUCAAAGCCCCUUGGAUGUCCUCUCAGGUGACAGUGGCUGUCCCUGUACACCGCCCUCUCCCGUAGAAGAAGGUGGCCCAGAAGGGUGGACGCGCUCCCCGAGUGUGCCACCUUUCCGAUGAACGCCAUGGAGGGGAGACAGGCGGGAUGGGAACAGCCACCUCCUAGUGCCCAGACCCUCCAGACCGUGUGUUUGCCCGGCAACUGAUGCCUACGCAGUGCACUGGGCCCUACCCCAGAGCGUGGGACACAUUCAUGGAAGAGAUUUUUACCAAGGAGGUCAUCUGUCACUACCUUGGCCAUUAGCCCCCAAGUCUGGCAGGUUUAGCAAUUAAAAGACCCCACUGGCCUCCCUCAAAUCAUAUUCAUUUCACAAAGUAACCAGGAGGCAGCAGUUACCAGACAUCCCUCCCCCCUAACCCCAAACACCCAAGCUCGCCAUCCUUCUGCCCCUCUCCGUCCCUCUGCUUCCCUUGCAAGACUUGGAAAUGGAGGGAAAGCACUUCCUCUCCCCAAACCUCCCCUGGGGCCAGAGCGGGGACCCUGCGAGGAGUGGAGCGAGGGGAGCGGCUGACCCAGCCAGCCCUUGGUCAUUCAGGAAGCACUUAGGUGUCGCCCCACCCAGGGGCAUCUGUCCCAUUCAGAGUCCUGGCAGGCUUGGUGGCUGGUGUCCCAGGGGUCCACUCAGUCAGCCCCCUCUCCCCAUGGAGAGUCCCUGCCCAGAGGGGCUGUAGGACUCCGUGGGUGUCCUACCCACACACCGUAAGCAUCGCCUACACACCAUAGCCGGUUUUCACGGAAGCGAAUCCUCCCCUAAAUACACAAAAGGGUAAAGUCUGUGAUUUUUCUCUGUCGUUGCGAUCACCACCUGGUCCAGUAAGGAGGGCCCUUCUUUGGAAGUUCUGACUUCUCUGAUCUGUCUCGGUCGUUUGUGUUAUUCAACCAAAGUUCUCUACAAACUUUAUUUUUGUACAAUAUCAUUUUGUAACUUUUUACAAAUAAAAACUCAUUUCUAUU